Molecule: messenger RNA, 2223 nt
Organism: Hevea brasiliensis (rubber tree)
Lineage: Eukaryota; Viridiplantae; Streptophyta; Magnoliopsida; Malpighiales; Euphorbiaceae
Product: BAG family molecular chaperone regulator 1
Exons: 4
Coding region: 790-1833 (347 amino acids)
Biological process (GO): protein stabilization
Cellular component (GO): cytoplasm
Molecular function (GO): adenyl-nucleotide exchange factor activity; protein-folding chaperone binding
Source: RefSeq, a predicted model, not a curated record
GUUCUCAAGCCCGAACAACAGCUCAGUUGGCUGUCCACUCGUUUUAUAUUCAUUUUCUUUUUUAUUUUUUAGGCCCCUCCUUCUUCUUCUUCUUCUUCGAAAUCUCCAGAACUGCAAGUAAGAGGGCGAGAAUAAUUCCACAUUGAAAUCCCAUAUUCUUAUGACUUUAACUCUAUAUUGAUUUUAUCCGUUUUUUCUUGGGAAAAAUCGUUGUGAGUUUAAGAUUUUCCUUUUCUUUUGUUGGUUCGGAUUUUUUUAGGAGAAAAAAAAAAAAAAAACAUUCUUGAAACAGUGGAGCCAUCGGGUUGCAUUUUGUGGGAGAGAUCUGGGAUUUUGUUUCUUUAUUUGGAGGUUUUGGCAGAUUCUUGAUUUUCCAGCAGCUGGGAAACCGGUGAGCUUAGUUUUCUUGAAUAGCAAGAAUUGAAAAUUCAUCAUUCAUGGAUACGGGGGGGAGUUUUGCCUUUGAGAGACGCCAUUGAUUCUGGAAAGCGAGAGAAAAUAAAGUAGAAGCUCAUAGACAUUACGCGCUCUUUCUCUCUCUCUCCCUCUCUCUCUUUCUCAGUGUACGCGUGGCUGUCGGGAUUGGACUCCUGUAAUGCUGUGGUGGAAGCAUUCUGAAACUGAAUCAGAAACAGAGUCGAACAGCUUUGUCUCAGAUGAGUAUCUUUGAUUUCUAACGCAGAUCGUGAAGAAUCACUGUUCCUAGAGAUCUGAGGCUCUUUUGCCUGAAAAGUGUCAUAAAUUUUUGCAACCGAUACAAGCAACAAAGAGAGUUAAAUUUAAAAAAAAAUGAUGAGAAUGAAGACUAAACCGACAGCGCUGUCGCCUAUGAAUGGCGGCUCAAGAGUUGGUGGCAGCGGCGGCGGAGGCGAGACUGGAGCCGAAUGGGAGCUUAGACCAGGAGGAAUGUUGGUACAGAAGCGAAACCCGGACUCUGAUCGGAGCUCCAUCCCCCCACCGACAAUAAGAGUUAGGGUUAAGUACGGGUCAACGUUCCACGAAAUCAGUAUAAGCUCCCAAGCUACAUUUGGGGAGUUGAAGAAAAUGUUGACAGGGCCGACAGGACUGCACCAUCAAGACCAAAAGCUGAUUUACAAAGACAAGGAGAGGGAUUCAAAUGCAUUUCUUGACAUAUCUGGAGUGAAGGACAAGUCCAAAAUUGUUCUCGUUGAGGACCCAAUUAGCCAAGAAAAACGUUUCCUUGAGAUGAGAAGGAAUGCCAAGAUGGAGAAGGCUUCAAAAUCCAUUUCAGAAAUCAGCCUGGAAGUUGAUAGACUGGCCGGCCAGGUGUCCGCCCUUGAAUCUAUAAUUACUAAAGGUGGGAAAGUAGCGGAGAAAACUGUGCCUAAUUUGAUUGAGUUAUUGAUGAAUCAAUUGCUGAAAUUGGAUGGAAUUAUGGGCGAUGGGGAUGUGAAAUUACAGAGGAAAAUGCAGGUGAAAAGAGUUCAAAAGUAUGUAGAGACUCUAGAUAUGUUGAAGUUGAAGAACUCCAUGCCUAAUGGCAAUGGGAAUCACAUACCAAUGCAGCAUCAAGAAAAGCAUAAUUCAAAUGGACAGAGGCUAGCCCCAAUUCAAGAACAACCACCGAGGCAUUCCAAUGGGCAAACGCUAAUACCAAUAGAAGAGGAGCAACCGAGGCACUUGCUGGUUCACCACCACCAUCAGCAGCAGCAGCAGCAGCAGAAUUCGACCUCAGGGGCAGUUGUGGUUACCACACAAUGGGAAACCUUUGAUUCUUUCCCUGCGUUAAUGCCAGUCCCUUCAACAUCCACCUCAGUCACAAAUAAUAAUUCAGUUCAUCAACCCAAGUUCCCAUGGGAUUUCUUCGACUAGGCUCUAUGCCACAUCGCCACGGGCACCUUGAUGUUGUUUCUUCAAAUGUGUGUGGAUGUGCUUUGGAUUUGUCCCAGUUGGUUUGUUAUCAUCUCCAUUCUUUGGUGUAUUUAGAUUUGUUAGCACCCUUUAAAUCUACCAUUCAGUUCAAAAAUAAAUGGGGCUACUGGGAUAGUUCAUUAUUGCUAUUAACUCUUCUUCUCUCUUGUCGUCACAAAUUGAAUUGUGUGGUUCUGGUUUUGAUAGUGAUAGAUACAAAUUUACUUGUGUAUCUCAGUGGAUACUUCAAAGACGGAGGAGAUGUGCAGUGUAUAAUUGGGUGCCCAAUUUGAUUGAUGUGAAGGCAUCUCUGUUUUCCUUAUUAAUGAAACAGUAGUAGUUGAUGAUUAA